AUGACGACCCCCCUCCCCCUCCCCGCAGGCAUAACCAGCCGCCUAAUCCCCACAAAAACCCUAACCUUCCACAUCCUCGAAUCCAACCCGGACCCCAGCACGCCGCGCCCGCUGCUGCUGCUACUCCACGGCUUCCCCGAGCUCGCCUUCUCAUGGCGCAAAGUGAUCCCCCCACUCGCCGCAGCCGGCUACCACGUUGUGGCGCCGGACCAGCGCGGCUUCGGGCGCACAACAGGCUGGGACACCCGGCCCUUCUCGGAGGUCGAUCUGAACACCUUCACGCUGACGAGUGUCGUGCGGGACAUGGUAACGCUCGUGCACGCGCUGGGGUACCGGUCCGUGCAAUGCGUGGUGGGUCACGACCUUGGGGCCGUGACGGCGGCGAUGUGUGCGCUUGUGCGGCCGGAUUUCUUCAAGAGUGUCGCGCUCCUCAGCCACCCGUUUAACGGGAGUCCGGUUUUGCCGUUUGGGACUGCUGCCAGUGGCUCUUCCUCUUCUGGGGAGGUAGCGGAGAAGAAGGGUGGUGGUGGUGGUGGUGGUGGUGGUGGAGGGGCGGAGUCCGCGGCGGGGGACCACGUGCAUGGCGAGCUUGCGGCGCGCGGCAGGAAGCACUAUAAGUGGUAUUAUUCGACGGAGCCUGCAAAUGAGGAGAUGGUGGAGCCGGUGGAGGGGCUUGGGGAGUUCCUGCGCGGGUACUUUCAUCUGAAGAAUAUGCGGGAGGCGGUGCGGAGGCAUAUGGAGUCGGAGUCGGAGGGGGCGGUUGCGGCUUCGAAGGCGUGGUUGUCGGAUGAGGAGUUGGCGGUUUAUGUGAGUGAGUAUGCGCGCACGGGGUUCCAGGGCGGGCUGAAUUGGUAUCGCGUGAGGACGGCUGCUGGCGGGAGGUAUACUGGGGAUUUUGAUGUGUAUGCUGGCCGCAAGAUUGAGGUGCCGGCGGCUUUUGUGUCGGGGAAGGCGGAUUGGGGGAUUUAUCAGGAGCCGGGGGCUUUGGAGAAGAUGGUGGAUGGGAGGGUUUGUUCGGACUUUAGAGUGCUGAGGUUGGUGGAUGGGGUUGGACAUUGGGCGCCGCAGGAAUGCCCUGAGGUUGUGGUCGAGGUUGUUUUGGAGCUGUUACGGGGGCUGUAG
Aspergillus nomiae NRRL 13137 is the source of this 1122-nucleotide messenger RNA. Its product is annotated as alpha/beta fold hydrolase. The record is from RefSeq and is a predicted model, not a curated record. NCBI's taxonomy places the organism in Eukaryota, Fungi, Ascomycota, Eurotiomycetes, Eurotiales, Aspergillaceae. The coding region runs from base 1 to 1122 and encodes 373 amino acids. The transcript is spliced from 2 exons. Gene Ontology annotation, molecular function: hydrolase activity.